This is a messenger RNA of Prorocentrum cordatum, 2572 nucleotides long. The record is from the annotation of a GenBank genome assembly. NCBI's taxonomy places the organism in Eukaryota, Dinophyceae, Prorocentrales, Prorocentraceae.
AGCUUGGCUCAAGCCAUUUGGGCUCAAGCCGCUUCGGAGCGUGAGGUAUCUCUGCUCGGGGAGCCCGCAAGGCGGACUUCGUCUAGCUCCGCGCAGGCGGCCGCCCUCACAGUGUCGGUGUUUCGAAGAUGGACGGGGAUGCGCCCGACGGCCUCCUCGAGGCGCCCGUAGACGGGAUCUUGCAGGGAGUGCCUGUCAAUCUGGUGCAGCCAGCGGCGCAACUAGCGGCGGUAAUAUGCAUAAUUUCGUUGUUGGGGGAUUACAUGUUGAAGCUUCGCGCAGGCUCUGCGUCGUGUGGAUGCCUGAAAACUUUGAAGGAGAUUCUAGGAACGCUCAGACAAGUUAUCCAUUCAGGCUCUGGUCCAAACCAUGAGCUGACAUCGAAGCGAGCGAGGAGCAAGCGCGUGGCUGUAGGCCUUAUCCUCUGCCGAUAUGUUAAGUGGGGCCUGUUGAUCAUCCCUUUUGGCACCAUUGGUGCCAAUGGGAUUUUCUUUUUGCUGCAUUACACAGCUUUCUUCAUAUACGCAACUUUCGUGUCAAUUGCUCCCAGCCGACACACGCAUCGAGUACAGCAUGCAGCAUACUUGUUUUUCAUGGCAUCGUACGGUCUGGGGCUGUCGCCGCUAGUGACUUCUUUUGGUGGGCCUGAGUCCAACCCCGAAUGGUAUAUACGGCGGGCGCUGUAUGCAUCGGGGAUGUUUUCUCUAUACGACAUUAGCUUACUCAUCAACAUCGUCGGAAAUUGUAGUAUGUGGGGCUCCUUAUUUCUGACGGCAGUUGUUCACGGCGGCGAUGGAACGUGCAGCGGUGAAGAUGUUCUGGGAACUAUCGUGGCAUGUUGGCUUGGUAUGAUCGCGUGGACUGUUCUGUGUAACGUAGUUUUCAUUGAGGGGGUGAUUCGCGAGGUGCAGAUUCUGACGGUCCAGAGAGAGCUGAAGGCGGCCGAUUCAAUUCUCCAGGGCACUUGUGAUGCUGUGGUCGUAUUGGACCAGGGGCUUAAGGUCACUCAGGGCGCAGAAUCCGUGGCGAACAUGCUGAUGAUGUCCCCACCGAAGAUCCAGGGCGAGAGCGUUUUGUCCCUGAUCGCCACCGAAGAGGAACGCGAAAGAUUUGAGGAGAUGGUGCGUGGCGCCCGAUCAAGCGCGGUCCCAGGCCCGUGCACGGCCUUCAAUACCUCCCUGAAGGACAGUGCCGCCAUCUCGUGCACCGUCGAGGCGAUGUGCGUGAAGUAUCUGCAGGCCGACGGCGGGGGUGAGUCGUUUCUGCUCGGCUUCCGGGAAGCGGACCUGCCUGCAGUCCCUCGCCUGACGAGUUUCUCAAGCUCCGCCCCGCAGAGCAGACGGCCUCGGCCCCCGCCGCCCCCCGCCGAGCAGCUGGUGGAGCAUCCGCAGGCCAUGCGAUCUGCCCGAAGCACGGACGAUCUGGCUGCCCAGGACGACAGCUCGGAUGGAGCCAGCUCGUCCACGGGGCAGAGCAGCGACAGCGACGACGCAUGUACUCCAACAGGAUGUCGGCCACCUGCCCUGUGGUUUGAUCCCAGUUCGCCUGAGUUUGAGCUGGUGGAGAGCAGCGCCGAGUUCAGGAUGCUUACCGGCUUCACCGAGGAGGAGAUGACAAACUUGGGAGGUGUUCUGACGUGGGUGCGCAAUGAGCAGAGGGAAGCUUUCGCAAUUUGGGUGCGCAACUUCGCCGACGGCACCCAGAAUCAGGAGAGUCAACGUUCCGACGCUCGUGCAGGAGUCAAAUUGUGUAUCGCGAGCGAGAAGCACAAGGCCCAGUUUCAGGCGGAGGUGCACUUGGAGACGUGCUGGUCAAAGGCCAUUCCCAUGACCCUCAAGCUCGUGGUCCAUGGCUUCCGAGCCCGGCAGAAGAAUACUAAUAAGGGUAGGAGCAGGAGGACUCGAGAACGACGUGAUGAUUCUUCUGAUGCCGACGAGGCUACACCGCACGAGGGCAGAAGAAGGGUGCGCAGUGAAGACUUUGAGGUUCGCGACUCAGGGCUACAUGUGCAGUGCGACAUCGGGAAAGGCGAGUCUGAUAAUGACCCGCUCGUGGUCACGAGGAGCAUCAGCCCUGGUCUCCAGCUGCUUCUCGGCACCAGCGAUUCAGGGCAAGAUGUGUGCGACUUGUUCGCCCAGACAGAGGUCGACCGACUCGAAAGUUGGUUGCACGACGAGUAUUUCGCCCAGUCUCAGCGUAACGUCGCCUCCUCCGCCACCAGCCACUGGUUUUCCUUAAAAAUGCCAGCUCUGGAAACAUUAGACGUCCGCAUUGAGGUCAAUUGUAGGCUCGCGUUUCAGCGUGGAGACUUGGGCAUGUGCCUGGUGAUCCAACGAAUGCGAUGGUCGUCCAUCAAGGGGUUGACAAGGGCCAAGGCGCGCAGAAGGCCAAGGACUGUCGGCACGCCGGCAAGGGUGGAUUCGGCGAUGCUCGACACGCUGAGUGGACACGUGAGCCUGUGAUGGACCUUAGUCAUCACACUUCCGUCGGGCACAGCAAUUGCUUAGGCGUGUAGGCGUUGAGGACAACUGUGGUGCGACUGAAUACUUUGGAACUGAGCAGCAAACAACAA